Symbiodinium pilosum is the source of this 1003-nucleotide messenger RNA. NCBI's taxonomy places the organism in Eukaryota, Dinophyceae, Suessiales, Symbiodiniaceae. The record is from the annotation of a GenBank genome assembly.
AUGACCUCCGUGAGGGUGGGCUGCCAUGCAAAAGUAGUAGCUGCAGCUCCUCAACGCGCAGCUCAGCCCACAGACGCCUUUGCUAAAUCUGUCAUGGCCGCAGUGGCCAGCUGUCGCGCCGUUUCCACCCGAAAGAUGCGAAAGGUGUCAGCCUGCAGGACGCAUAGAGGGAAAGGAGUGCGGAGCGUGGACUUGCCGCCUGCACCCUCUGAUCUGACGCAGAUUGAAUGGGAGGACUAUGCAGGCCACCUGAUGCUGGCGGUGACCUUGACAUGUGCUUGUGCUAUCCUUUCAUUUGUCCUUGCUUCGCCUUUUCUAGCUGCUCUUGCCGGAGCACUGGCGGUGCCCAUCGUUGUUUUUCAACACGAUGUGCGUCACCUCCAUCAUACAGGCGCAAGCUUCGAGGAAAAGCUCUCGGAUGUGCUGGUGCUGAUUACUGGGACAUGCUAUGGCAUCCUGCCAUGGUCAGGGGUGCAUGUCAAGCAUCAUGCCUUCACCGGCAGUUAUCAGGGCGCUGUAUUGGCGCAGUCACUCCGCCAUGGCACUCCAGCUGGCAGCGUGAACAUGGGAGAUCUGGACGACCUAGCAGGGCCGCUGCGGCACGGCAACCCUUUCGAACCGGCAAGGCACAAUCCCAUCCUCCGGGCGAUGACCGCUCUCUGCUGCAUGCUUCUGACGUUGAGUCUCUUUCAAGGAAUGUUCAUGCUUCAGAGCUUGGUGGGGCCGCUGCAGAGUGCGAAGUGCUCUGCUCAUGACCGCGAAGUGGUUUGGAAAGGUGCGGCUCUGACAGCCAUGCACCUGGCACUGGGGCUUUGCCUGCUGGGGCCGGUUGGCUUUGCCAUGUACAGCAUUGGCAUGAGUGCAUGCUUGACUCUGCUGACAGCACCAGUGCACGAUGCGAGGGGCGUGCCGCCCAGUUCCGUUGGUUACUAUGCGCAGCAGGUGGCGGCCACUGCUAACAUUGCAGAGCAUGAGAAUCCUUUCAUCCGAUACUUUAUGAUGG